AUGAAUAAGCAAAUAAAACCUACUACUACUACUACUACUACUACUACUACUACUACUACUACUACUACUACUACUACUACUACUACUACUACUACUACUACUACUACUACUACUACUACUACUACUACUACUACUACUACUACUACUACUACUACUACUACUACUACUACUACUACUACUACUACUACUACUACUACUACUACUACUACUACUACUACUACUACUACUACUACUACUACUACUACUACUACUACUACUACUACUACUACUACUACUACUACUACUACUACUACUACUACUACUACUACUACUACUACUACUACUACUACUACUACUACUACUACUACUACUACUACUACUACUACUACUACUACUACUACUACUACUACUACUACUACUACUACUACUACUACUACUACUACUACUACUACUACUACUACUACUACUACUACUACUACUACUACUACUACUACUACUACUACUACUACUACUACUACUACUACUACUACUACUACUACUACUACUACUACUACUACUACUACUACUACUACUACUACUACUACUACUACUACUACUACUACUACUACUACUACUAUUAUGGAAGUCGAGUGA
Molecule: messenger RNA, 612 nt
Organism: Schistosoma turkestanicum
Lineage: Eukaryota; Metazoa; Platyhelminthes; Trematoda; Strigeidida; Schistosomatidae
Source: the annotation of a GenBank genome assembly